Molecule: messenger RNA, 1015 nt
Organism: Caenorhabditis sp. 36 PRJEB53466
Lineage: Eukaryota; Metazoa; Nematoda; Chromadorea; Rhabditida; Rhabditidae
Source: the annotation of a GenBank genome assembly
AUGUUGCACACGAAAAUGAUGACGAGAUUGGGCAGAAAUGUAUUACAAGCAGGUGUGACGGACCGGCCUGCAACAGUAAUCCAUGUUUUCAGCCCGUUCCAUGUACAUCCAAGUGCAAGAGACUCCGAAUCCAUUGUCUCUCAAAUUCUUGCCAGGUUCAUUUAUCCCGAUAUUCUCCUGGAUUCUCUCCUUUUUCAGGACAACAACUUCUUCCCGAUGCCUCGAAAACGUACGAUUUCAGCUCGGCAGCCACUGCGAAACAGAGCCCUCUCGCCGUGUUCGUACUCAUUUUUCGUUCUAUUCAUACUUGCAAAAUCUCAGCCCGGCCCGGAAAUUCAAAAAAAAUGUUUCUUAGAAAUGUCAAGUAUUCUAUGUAUGUCAAACAGCUCCAAUCAAUAUUACUUUAAAAUAUGAACUUCCAAUAGUGAGUUUAGGCUAGUUGUAGCCAUUUCCUCAUUUUUCUAUGUCCCGCUGAGCGGGCCGGGCCAGAAUGCUUCUGUUAGUAAUUCCCAUGUACUUUUUCAGUAAACUUCUGCGCGUGGACGGAGUGAAACGUGUCUUUUUCGGAGAGGACUUUGUGACAGUGACGAAGGCCGACGAGGCUGUCGAUUGGGCACUCUUGCGCCCCGAAAUCUUCUCGACGAUUGCCGAUCAUUUGCAGACCGGAAAGCCGGUGAUCAACGAGCAGACGGGAGCGGUCGGAGAGGAAGUGGAAGACGACGAAGUGGUGAUGAUGAUCAAGGAGAUUCUGGAGACACGCAUCCGGCCGAUGGUGCAGGAGGACGGCGGAGACAUCACGUACGUGGCAUUCGAGGACGGAGUGGUCAAGCUGAAGAUGCAGGGAUCGUGCACCGGAUGCCCCAGUUCCGGAGUGACUUUGAAGAACGGAAUCGAGAAUAUGCUCACAUUCUACGUGCCGGAAGUGAAAGAAGUGAUCGAAGUUAAGGACGAAUCGGACGAUCUUGUCGAAAACGAAUUGAAGAAGUUCGAACAGUCCAGAGGAAUCAAAGACUGA